Molecule: messenger RNA, 1779 nt
Organism: Gossypium arboreum
Lineage: Eukaryota; Viridiplantae; Streptophyta; Magnoliopsida; Malvales; Malvaceae
Product: pentatricopeptide repeat-containing protein At1g52640, mitochondrial
Exons: 1
Coding region: 104-1660 (518 amino acids)
Biological process (GO): RNA splicing
Molecular function (GO): protein binding
Source: RefSeq, a predicted model, not a curated record
AGUGAAUUUACCUAUAACUUAAUAACACUAAAAAUAACUUAACCAGACCCCUUCAGUCCAACGAAGGUCGCUCGUUGCAGCUACAUUUCAGCACUGGUUUGGAAUGGCUCUCUCCAAAACCAGAGCACUGCAGUCUAUGAUUCGCUCAUUCCACAACUACAAACCCAUUCUUCGCUUCUCUUCUCUCACCCAUCAACAACAGCCUACUUUUCCACCAUUACCGAACCUCGUAAACGAAAUCUCUCGCGUACUAAGCGACCACAGGAGCCCUCACCAUGACUUAGACCACUCUCUUACCACAUUCUCAUCUCAUAUAUCAUCUCAACUCGUCGAACAAGUCUUGAAACGUUGUAAGAAUCUCGGGUUUUCCGCCCACAGAUUCUUUCUUUGGGCUGCAAAAAUUCCGGGUUUUCAACACAGUGAUACAAGCUAUCGUAUUUUGGUUGAUGUAUUAGGAAGUAACCAACAGUUUGCUAUUUUAUGGGAUUUCUUGGUAGAAAUUAGAGAUAGUAAACAAUUUGAGUCAAACCCGGAAAUUUUCUGGCUUGUUUUUAAAGCUUAUUGUAGAGCAAAAUUGCCCGGUGAUGCGAUCAGGGCUUUUGAUAGGAUGGUGGAGUUUGGAAUCAAACCUAGUGUUGAUGAUGUCGAUAAACUUUUGUUUUUGUUAUGUAAAAAGAAAUUUGUAAAACACGCCCAAGGGUUUUUUGACAGAGCCAAGCACGAGUUUGAGCUUAGUGCAAAAAGUUACAGCAUUUUGUUGAGGGGUUGGGGAGAUAUUGGUGAAGCGGGUCAGGCACGUAAGGUGUUUGAUGAAAUGCUCCAACGAGGCUGUUCAAUCGAUGUUCUUGCUUAUAAUAGCUUGUUGGAAGCCUUAUGCAAAGGUGGUUGCGUGGAUGAAGCUUAUAAGAUGUUUAGAGAAAUGGGUUCGAAUGGGAUUGAGCCAAAUGCUUGUAGUUACUCUGUUUUCAUUGGUUCAUAUUGUAAGGCAAAUGAUAUUCAUGCGGCUUUCAAGGUGCUCGAUAGAAUGAGAAAAUACAAUCUUGUACCAAAUUUGUUCACUUACAAUUGUAUUAUCAAAAAGCUUUGCAAGAAUGAUAAAAUUGAUGAAGCUUACCAGCUUCUAACUGAGAUGAUUGAGAGGAAUAUUAAUCCAGAUACAUGGAGUUACAAUGUGAUCUUGGCUUAUCAUUGUGAACAUUCUGAGGUUAAUAGAGCUCUUAGAUUGAUUUCAAGAAUGCAGAAAAAUGAUUGUUUGCCAGAUAAACACACUUACAAUAUGUCACUAAAGUUGUUCAUUCGUAUAGGAAGAUUCGACAAGGCAACCGAGUUGUGGGAGAGUAUGGCAGAUAGAGGAUUUUAUCCUUCGGUCUCAACUUAUGCCGUUAUGGUUCAUGGUUUAUGUAAAAAGAGAGGUAAGUUAGAGGAGGCAUGCAAAUAUUUCGAGAUGAUGGUCGAUGAGGGUAUACCUCCGUAUUUUUCAACCGUCGAGUUAUUGAGGAAUCGAUUGUUGAGGUUUGGGCUAUCAGAAAGUGUUGAGAUACUUGCUAAUAAGAUGGCUCGAAGCACUUCUUGUUCGAUACAAGAGCUAGAAAAUGCUAUGAGAGGUAAAACAACAUAUAGAAGAAUAAGAAGUGAAGAAACAGAGCUUGAAAGUGAGUAACAAUGGCCCUUGCAUUUCAGUUUGAUGCUAAAUGUGAAAAUCAGUCUCUUAAGUUCAUGAUUGGUUUUUCUAGUCGUAUACAUUAAUUGAUUGUCAUAUUACCUUGUCUUUAUUUUCAA